This is a messenger RNA of Botrytis byssoidea, 2394 nucleotides long. RefSeq lists its product as uncharacterized. Lineage: Eukaryota; Fungi; Ascomycota; Leotiomycetes; Helotiales; Sclerotiniaceae. Gene Ontology annotation, cellular component: Golgi apparatus; COG complex. The transcript has a single exon. Bases 1 to 2394 code for a protein of 797 amino acids. Gene Ontology annotation, biological process: intra-Golgi vesicle-mediated transport. The record is from RefSeq and is a predicted model, not a curated record.
AUGGCAGCUACUAUUCCCCUCUCCACUACAACAUGCUUGACCUCCUCAGAAGCAUUCAAAUAUCCGCUUCCCCAGAUUCGCCAAUUCCAUCGUGAUCUCACUACGGAGCUUGACGAGAAAAAUGCACGUCUGCGGACACUGGUCGGGGGUAGUUAUAGACAACUACUUGGGACCGCCGAGCAAAUCUUACAGAUGCGACAGGAUAUUAGCGGAGUAGAGGAAAAGUUAGGCAAAGUAGGAGAAGGAUGUGGGAGAAAUGUGUUGGUUGGAAUGGUUUGUGGAUUGGGAAAACUACAGGGCGAAACGAAGAAUGGGAAGAAGAGCGAGGAAAUGCGGGUUGUGGCUAGGAUGAAGGUAUUGGAAAUGUGUGGGAUUGUAGUUGGGAAGCUCUUGAGGAGACAAGGAAGAAUAGAUGGGGAUGGUGGGAGAGGGAAGGGGCUAGUCGUUGCUGCAAAAGUUUUAGUUCUAAGUCGAUUGUUGGCGAAGAGUUUGGAAAAUACGGAAGAUAAGCAAUUCGUCGAGGAAGCGAAGAAGAAGAGGUCGGUUUUGACGAAGCGAUUGUUACGUGCAGUUGAAAAGACAUUGGUUUCCCUCAAAGAUUCUAAAGAUAGAGAUGAUCUGGUACAGGCACUCUGCGCAUACAGUCUAGCUACCAGCUCCGGGGCGAAAGACGUUUUGCGACAUUUCUUAAAUGUUCGUGGUGAGGCAAUGGCUUUAGCGUUCGACGACGAAGAGGAGUCGAACAAACAGACCUCAGGUAUUCUACGAGCUCUGGAAAUAUAUACGAGAACUUUACUAGAUGUACAAGCUUUAGUGCCAAGGAGGCUGAGUGAAGCCUUAGCUGCACUGAAGACGAAACCUUUACUGAAAGAUGACAGCAUUCGAGAGUUGGAGGGAUUGAGGUUAGAUGUGUGUGAACGGAGGUUUGGUGACGAAAUUCUUUACUUCACACCUUAUGUUCGGCAUGAUGAUUUGGAAGGGUCGUUAGCAGUUGAAACACUAAAAGGUUGGGCGAAGAAAGCGUCAGAAGUGUUACUGGAAGGCUUUUCGAAGACUCUUCAAGGGGGCUUGGACUUCAAAGUGGUUGUCGAACUACGAACGAAGAUACUGGAGGUGUGGAUUAGAGAUGGAGGCAAAGCAAACGGAUUCGAUCCCUCUAUACUUCUAGAUGGCUUGCGAGACGUUAUAAACAAACGACUCGUAGAGUUAUUGGAAGCUGGAGUUGAUAAACUUCAUCUAGUGGGGACAGAGAUAGAGUCCACAUUGGCAACAUGGAAAGAAGGAAUCACUGAUCUACAACCAAGUCUCUGGGAUGAAGAUAUGAUGGCAACCGAGCUCAGCAAUGGUGGUAAUAUCUUCAAACAAGACAUACUUGCUCGCACGUUUGGACGCAACGAUGCUGUUUCAAGAGUUGUUAACAGUUUUCACACUUGGAGACAUCUUAUUGAGGAAAUUGGUACUUAUAUUGAUCAACUGAAAAAACAAAGAUGGGAUGAUGAUUUGGAAGAUAUGGAAGAUGAUGAAAGUCUCGAAUCACGGCAAAACCUUCUUAGCAAGGAAGAUCCCCAAAUGCUACAAGAUCAUCUCAAUUCGAGCUUAGAAAAAUCAUUCCAGGAAUUACACACCAAGAUCACAUCACUCGUGGACCAGCAUAAAGAUAACAAAUCUGUCGGGAAAAUAUCGGUAUACAUCCUCCGUAUUCUACGAGAUAUCAGAGCAGAGUUACCUAGUAUUCCCGCACUACAAAAGUUUGGAAUCUCUCUUGUCUCAUCGCUGCACGAAAAUCUCGCAGGUAUGGUCUCAGAAGAACCAGUCUUGAGUUUUGCAAAAUCUCUCAAGACAAAGAAGGUCGCAGGUAGAGCAUUAUGGGAAGGUACCCCAGAACUUCCUGUCCAGCCCUCCCCAGCUACAUUCAAAUUUCUGAGAGGUUUAUCGACUGCUAUGGCUGAUGCUGGGGCCGAUCUAUGGAGUCCUGUUGCUGUUAAAGUGUUGAAAGCGCAUCUAGACUCCCAGGUGGGAGACCAAUGGAGUAUGGCUCUGAAAGAAAAAGAAGGGGAGGCUAGUAAUGGAACGACUGAUUCUCCUACCAUAGCUCCCCAAGCAGACGCCGAGGAAAAAGAAGGAGAUUCUCCUGCUCCUACUCUUACUCCUACUUCUGUUGUAGAAGUAGAUGAAGAAAAGCAGAAGGAUUUACUAAAACAAUCACUAUUUGAUAUCUUUGUCUUGCAGCAAGCUUUCGCAUCACAAUCUGAUGAAAAGGAGAACAAGCUUAAGAACUUGGCACAUGAGGUGGAUGCAAAGCUAGACCUUGAGGGGAGAGAAAAGAAACGUGUGGUUAAUGGCGCGGCAGAGUAUUGGAAGAGGUGCAAUCUCUUAUAUGGACUUUUAGCGUAG